Molecule: messenger RNA, 975 nt
Organism: Nicotiana tabacum (common tobacco)
Lineage: Eukaryota; Viridiplantae; Streptophyta; Magnoliopsida; Solanales; Solanaceae
Source: RefSeq, a predicted model, not a curated record
AUGGAACUUUUAAGGGAAUCUCAAGGAUUAAUUGUUACACAGAGAAAGUUUACCUUAGAAUUGUUGUCUGAAUUUGACUGUCUUGACAAGAAACCUACUGCUUCUCCACUUGAGCCAUCUACUAAACUUUAUGCUGAUGUUGGUGAGCUUUUGCCUGAUCCUACUGUUUAUCGUCGCCUACUGGGAAAGCUCAAUUUUUUGACUCAUACCCGCCCAGAUUUAUCCUUUGUCGUUCAGCAUUUGAGUCAAUACAUGCAAACUCCUCGACAACCUCAUUUUCAAGCAGCCAUUCACUGUGUUCGAUACUUACUUGCCAAUCCUGGUCUUGGUUUGUUUUUUAGAACUGAUCCCUCUUUUCAGCUACUUGCCUUUUGUGAUUCUGACUGGGAUUCUUGUCCGGAGACUCGUCGCUCUGUUAGCGACUAUUUCAUUAGCCUUGGUGGCCCUCCUGUUUCUUGGAAAUCAAAGAAACAACCUUUAAUUUCCCUCUCCUCUGCUGAAGCAGAGUAUAGAUCCAUGAGGCGCGUUGUUGCCGAACUUACUUGGCUCGUUCGUUUGCUAUCUGACCUCACUAUUUCACCAUCUCUACCGGUCUCUCUUCAUUCUGAUAGUCAAGCUGCCAUACAUAUCGCUCGGAAUCCCGUUUUCCAUGAGCGUACCAAGCAUGUGGAGCUUGACUGUCAUUUUGUUCGCCAACAGUUCCUUGACGGCCUCAUUACUCUCAAUUUUGUUCCCUCCGUUUCUCAGCUUGCCGACGUCUUCACCAAACCUCUCACUGGCCUUCGUCAUCAGCAGGUUAUCGGCAAGUUAGGGGUUUCUUCUCACCCCUCCAACUUGAGGGGGGGUGUUGACAAUAAUGUUCUUGUUUCUCAUCGACAAAGAACCAAAGAAGAUGAAAGAAAAAUUAGGGCUUUGGUUGCAUCGAAUGAAAGAGGAAAACGUUUUGAUAAGUUUAAGGAAAGGAUAGCCCAAUAG